Diabrotica virgifera virgifera (western corn rootworm) is the source of this 3335-nucleotide messenger RNA. RefSeq lists its product as uncharacterized. Bases 391 to 2886 code for a protein of 831 amino acids. Lineage: Eukaryota; Metazoa; Arthropoda; Insecta; Coleoptera; Chrysomelidae. The record is from RefSeq and is a predicted model, not a curated record. The transcript is spliced from 2 exons.
UCGUCACUUGAAUGCAGAACUAUCCUAACUCAAAAAAAAUUUUUUUUUCGUUUAUUCCUUAUAAAGGUAAUACAUAUCGUAUAUUUUCAUGCAGAACAAUCUUAAGUUCAUAACUUUAAAUUUACUAAUAGAAAUUCUAUAUAGAACAUCAUAAUCCUAACUAGCAAAUCAUUAUUUUAUCAAUGCAGAAUAAUCCUAAGUAAAUACAAAUACAGUUAGGAUUGUUCUGCAUUUUCAAUAACAAUGCGCGCCAACAUUAUUUUUGUUAUCUUCUAUUUACAUAGGAUAAUUCAACGGCUAUCGGUUAGUCAUUUCCAUCGUCUUGUUGGAUAUUCACGUUUGUUCUUUUGCCAAAUAGAGUUGCAGUGAGUGUGAAUUUUAACAACAAUAAUGAAACGAGGUGCGUUAAUGGUAAAAAUGGCCAUGUCUAUGAAUCCAACACAACAUGAGAAUUCUGGAGAAUCAAGUAAUGAUACGGCAGGUAGUCCCAUAUCUAUAGCUACGGUAGAAAGCCCUUCCACAUUGUAUACUAACCAGCAGUACUACGGAGAUCUAGGUGAAUUAAGAUGUCUACACUCUCCCGUACACCAAGAACAACAGUAUUGCCAGCUCGAGACACCGAUAGAACAGCAGUUUUCCCAACAUUAUAAUCAAUAUUACGACUUACCAAUACCUACCUCCAUAAGCCUACUAGUACCUGAAGCAGAGCAGUAUCGCCAAUCUCCGAAUAAUUGUUUGGGUUAUUGUUCACCUCUAGAUAACGUCAUAGAUCUUCAAACAUCCAUCGAACAACCACGGUUGCAGCAACGUGAUGAAGCUAAAGAUUCCCAUAAUCCUACACCUAGCGUUGUAAAUUUUGCAACACGUGUCCUUCAAGAGCAGGUCCUUCAGCACCAAGAUGAUAUUACGCGUCCAUCCACAUCUACCGGUAAGCUUUUACCGACCAUCUCACAUCAAACUGAUGAAAAUAGUGACCCAUAUGCUACAGAUGGAAGCUCAGAUGUUGAUUUUAAUCCAAAUGAUUUUGAUUUAGACCAGCAGGAUGCCCUAGUGUCUGAGGAAAAAAUACCAGAUAUCACCAAGUCUCGUAAGCGAAAAAGAAACCCAGAUAAUUGGAGGAGAAAUAGAAUAAAGAAAUUACGAAACUCCGGCAAGGCCUAUGUAAAUUGGAAGUCUAAACAGGUUUCAGAAAGGAUUAUGAAACCGCCAUGUCCCACAACAUGCAGACUUAAAUGUCAAACGAAAUUUCAGGAAAAACAUCGCGUCCAGAUUUUUCAAGAUUUUUGGAAAUUGGGAGAUAUUAAUUAUCAGAGAGAAUUUGUUUUGCGGAACUUAACUGUGAAGCCUACAAAACACCCCAGAAAAAAGAAGGAUGCAGUUGAGCUUCCAGAAGGUGAUACUUGUGAAAGUCGUAGAAAGCUGUCGUAUUUUUAUACUUUUCCACAAGAGAAUUGUCCAGUCAACACAAUCAAGGUAUGUCAAACAUUUUUCUUAAAUACCCUGGGAAUAAGUCAUCAAAUCGUCAAAACAGUAGUUAAAAAAACUCAUCAUUCAAAUUCAAUAUCGCCACAAGCAGAUUUACGAGGUAAAGUACAAUGUAAUUCUCGAUUGCCAAAACAUUUUAAGGAUUCAGUACGACAUCAUAUUAAGUCAUUUGCUUUGAUUGAAAGCCAUUAUUGCAGAAAAAAUAGCACUAAAAAAUAUUUGCCACCUGACCUCAAUAUCAGCAAAAUGUACCGUUUAUAUAAAACAUAUUGCAGUGAUAACAAUAUAAAUACCAUAGCUUCUUAUGCUAUAUAUAGAGAGGUAUUUAACAAUGAAUUUAAUUUGGGUUUUUUCAUUCCCAAAAAAGACCAGUGCGAUUUUUGCAACAAAUUGUCUAAUUCUUCUCCGUCAGAAAAGGAAGAACUUCGUUCUGCAAUGGAAGCUCAUCUUAAAAACAAGGACUUAUCUAGAGCAAAUAAAGAACUAGAUAAAGAGAGGGCUAAAACUGAUAAUUCGUUUUGCAUGGCUAUAUACGACUUACAAAAAACAUUGUUAUGUCCUAAAGCUGAAGUAUCUCUCCUCUACUAUAGACGUAAGCUUGCAUGUUACAAUCUGACUGUGUACGAUGCUGCUAACAAACAGGGAUACUGCUACAUGUGGCCAGAAUCGCUAGCAUGUAGGGGUGCUUGUGAAAUCGGUAGUUGCAUAUUAAGUUUCAUUGACGAAAUGGUACGAAAUGGAAUUAAGGAAUUCAGUUUCUAUAGUGACAACUGCACUGGACAAAAUCGCAAUCGAUUUAUAUAUUGUCUGUACAUGUAUUGUGCCGCCAAAUAUGGUGUUAAAAUUACUCACAGUUUUCUAGAAAAGGGACAUACACAAAAUGAGUGCGACUCCGUACAUGGGGUUAUCGAAAGAGCUGCAAAAAAAAUCCCUAUAUUUAGUCCACAGCAGUGGUACACAUUAGCAAGGACUGCGUGUAAAGUGCGACCUUAUAAAAUUAAAGAAAUGGCUCAGGCGGACUUUUACGAUUUAAAGGACCUGUUAGCCAAAACUACAAAAAAUUGGGAUAAAACUGAACUUGGUUGCAAAGUCAUAUUUAAUAAUUUGAAAGUUAUUAUGGUUGACCCAAAAUGCCCAAACCAACUUAACGUUAAAUAUAGUUUUGAAGAAGAUUUUAUAAAAAUUAAUACUCUGGAAUUGAAAAGGAGCCACCAAAAGUUAGACUCAUUAGAGACCUAUCAACUUAGAAUGUUAAGAAGCUCACCAGUUCCAAUUCCUGCCGCGAAAUAUAAAGACUUAUUAUUUUUGUGUGAAAACAAGGUUAUACCUACGGAAUACCAUAACUUUUUCACUAAUCUUCAAGCUAGUAACAUUCCCGAACAGGAAACUGACGAAGAUUAAUUUAAUAUGUUAGUUUAAUAAUUUGACCAUUUCAUAGUAUUCUUUGGUAUUUUGAUUUUGAGUUGUAAAUCUUUAAUAAAAAUUAAAAAGUUUUAAAUUUUACCGAUUUUGUUUUUAUUUGUAUCCUAUGUUAAUCUUAAAUUUAUUCUAAGCUUGAAAUGUAUUAAUGCAGAAGUAGCUUAUGUACCAAACAUCGCACUUACAAUAGUUCUGCAGUAGAAUUUAUAAGUCAGUAGUAUCCUAAGUCACACUUUUUAUAAAAAAAUUAUCAUUAAUCCGUCUCAUUCCUAAUAACACAUUUAAAAGGUUCCUAAUAUACUAUACUGAGAUAAUUUCACCAUUUAACCAAAUACUGUUUAAAUUAUGACACAUUGAAACAUUAAAAUCGCUCUCCUGUAAAAUAUCUUAAAUGUGAGUUAAGCUAGUUCUGCAUUCAGGUGACGAUAUAU